UACAAAAAUGACGUCGCUGUAGGCAGCCACACGUACUGCAAGCACCGCAUAAAUAAAGAUGGUGCCUCUUCCUCAAACUUCCUCACUUUGCAAGUGAAACAAACAACUCUUAUAAAUAAUAUUAAAGGUUCUCUCUCUCUCUAUUUCUCUUGUGGUAAGAAACAAAACAAGUAGAGAUCUCUUUCUGUCUAUCUAUCUUUGUGUUCUUCUUGUUCUAUGAUAAAACGAUCUCGAGUAUCCCAAAGAGCAAGAUGUCUAUAAGAAAAAUCUACCGAUGUCUAAAUUCUUUAAUCAAAAGAUCAUGUGCUCAGUCUCUAUGAUCAUAUAUAUAAGUCCCAUUUCACACUUUUUUCAACUCUCAGGUUUUCAAUAUUUUAUCAUUGUUCUCUACACAACCCCUUUGUUUUCGAUCGAAUCACUAGCUCAAAAAAGCUGAGAUUCUUUGAACAAUCAAGAAAUCAAGAAUCAAGAAUGGUGCGGACACCAUGUUGCAGAGCUGAGUUAGGGUUAAAGAAAGGAGCAUGGACUCCCGAGGAAGAUCAGAAGCUUACCUCCUACGUUAACCGUCACGGUGAAGGUGGCUGGCGAACUCUCCCCGAAAAAGCUGGACUCAAGAGAUGUGGCAAAAGCUGCAGAUUGAGAUGGGCCAAUUAUCUAAGACCUGACAUCAAAAGAGGAGAGUUCACUGAAGACGAGGAACUUUCAAUCAUCUCUCUUCACGCUCUUCACGGCAACAAAUGGGCUGCAAUAGCUCGUGGAUUACCAGGAAGAACCGAUAACGAAAUCAAGAACUACUGGAACACUCAUAUCAAAAAACGUUUGAUCAAGAAAGGUGUUGAUCCGGUUACUCACAAGAACAUAUCAGAAAAUUUGCAGGAUAUUCUGGAGAAACGAAACAUUAAUCAGACAAUUAUAACGAGUGAUGAUGAUCUUGAUCAUAACAAGAAGAUGGAGAAGUCGGCUAGGUUCUUGAACAGAGUAGCUAAUAGGUUCGGAAAGAGAAUCAACCAGAGUGUUUUGUCUGAAAUUAUCGGUAGUGGUGGCCCACAUGCUACUAUUACUAAUAACACUACUACUAUUACUACAAGUGUCACCGUUGACUCCAAAUCUGAUAAGUCAACGAGCUCUUCCUUCACACCAACCUCGAAUCUUCUCAUGACCGCUAACGGUAACGCUACGUCGUCUCCGUCCACAUUUUCUGAGUCAUCCAUUAACGAUCGAUUAAUGUACUGGGAUAAGGAAGAUGAUAUCGGAUUCUCAACAUUUCUGAAUGAUGAAGAUUUCAUGGUGUUGGAAGAGUCUUGUGUUGAGAACACUGAGUUCAUGAAAGAGCUUACGAGGUUUCUUGGGGAGGAUGAGACGGACAACGUAGAAAUGAUGCCCGUCUAUGAGCAUCAAGACAGUUUUGAAGAUAUUGAUAACUAUUUUGCAUGAGUGAAUCUUCUGAUAAACCCAACAUGAUCAUUUCAAUAUGAUCCUGUGAUAGAUGAUGAUGAUGAUAAGUGAUGUUGAACCAUGCAUGGAGCUUGUGUUGUCAUAUGUACGUGUCUUUUUGGUGUGUUUUUCCUUCUUUUUUUUUGUUUUGUUUUACUCUUCUGUAAGUUUGGCCUCAAGUGUGUUUCGUUUAUGUAGUGGUUAAAUAUAGUGAUGUUAAUAAUAUUACAUUAUUUUA
Messenger RNA from Brassica napus (rape), 1672 nucleotides. RefSeq names its product transcription factor MYB51. Lineage: Eukaryota; Viridiplantae; Streptophyta; Magnoliopsida; Brassicales; Brassicaceae. The record is from RefSeq and is a predicted model, not a curated record. The coding region runs from base 472 to 1434 and encodes 320 amino acids. The transcript is spliced from 3 exons.